CUUGACGCUGGUGGUCAGUCUGGAGCUACAGCGAUGGGCCACAGUCGAUAUUUAUCCCAAACAAAUCAAACUAACGCCCGGGCUGAGCCGUUAGUGAUGGAUAAACCAUAGUUCCGGUGGUUUAUCCGGGUUUACGGUGUAUUUGUCGGUAGUUUAUGAAGCGAACGCGGUAGAGUUUAGCUAACUUAGCUGAAUUGUUCUUCCAGAGGGAGGAAGUUUGCGGUGGCGGAGGAAACAUUAGAGGAAACCGGGGAGGGCCGAACUAUCCCGUCAUGGAGGACUCCGGGUCGGCGGCCCUGGAGAAGAAUGUCGCUGACCUCACGGUGAUGGACGUGUACGACAUCGCCGCGGUGGUGGGGCAGGAGUUUGAGCGGAUCAUAGACCAGUACGGCUGCGAGGCUCUGUCCAGGCUCAUGCCCAAAGUGGUCCGGGUCCUGGAGAUCCUGGAGGUGAUGGUGAGCCGCAACAGCAUCGGGCCGGAGACCGAGGAGCUGCGGCUGGAGCUGGACAAGCUGCGGCUGGAGCGGAUAGACCGGCUGGAGAAGGAGAAGAAGCACAGAAAGGAGCUGGAGCUGGUGGAGGAUGUGUGGAGAGGAGAAGCUCAGGACCUCCUCACCCAGAUCGCUCAGCUGCAGGAGGAGAACAAGUCCCUCCUCACCAACAUGUCCAACAAAGACCCCCUGAGUGAGGAGGACCUGCAGAGGCACGAGGGUAUGACAGAGAGAGAGAGGCAGGUGAUGAAGAGGCUUAAAGAAGUGGUGGACAAGCAGAGAGACGAGAUUCGAGCCAAGGACCGAGAGCUCACACUGAAAAACGAGGACAUAGAAGCACUCCAGCAGCAGCAGUCUCGCCUCAUGAAAAUCAAUCACGACCUGCGCCACAAAAUCUCCGUGGUGGAGGCUCAAGGGAAAGCACUGAUUGAACAGAAGGUGGAACUGGAGGCCGGGGCUCAGGCGCGGGGGCAGGAAGUCAGUGCCCUCCGGCAGGAAGUCGCACGCUUAAAGGAACGACUUCAAGGAGACCUACCCGCCCAGAACCCUGAGGAACCCCCACCUCAGCCCCCGUCACCUGCAGAGCGUGGUAAAGCUGCUACAGUGGUGUUGGGGGCUGAGGGCUGGUCAGACACACCUGACCCCUCUGAGCUGAUGUUGGGUGGGUUUGACCCUCCCCCACCACACCCCCUGCCCGGUUCCCUCAGCCCAGAGGGACACGAGGACGGGGAUGAGGAGGACGAGGCGGUGUUGCUUUGGGAGGCGAUGUGCGAUGAGGACAUGCCUGCUGUGUUCCAAUAUUUUACAAAGGAGGCGCUGUGCGAGGAGGAGGCGGGAAGCCUGGAUCCAAAGGACCCCAACCGGCCCCGGUUCACCCUGCAGGAGCUGAGGGACGUCCUCCACGAGAGGAACGAGCUCAAGGCCAAAGUCUUCCUGCUGCAGGAGGAGCUGGCCUACUACAAAAGUGAUGAGAUAGAAGAUGAGAUCGUUAGUCCUUCUCCGUCUCCGUCACCUGAGCUGAGGACUCGCUCCCGUUCUUCUGCCCAGCCAGAGUCAGGAAUCAAGCGCCUGUUUAGUUUCUUCUCUCGAGACAAGCAGCGGAGCUCGCAGCGGGGCGGGCACUUUAACACCGGCCUUGGCACGUGGACGGGGAAGGACGACGUGUACACAGAACAAGCCCAGGAGGCGUUACAGCACAUGUAGAGUCACCAGUCACUGGACAAAACUCUUAACACUCCCAUGUCCAUCACCCUGAGGCCGGCUUGUGAAGCGUCCAUUUGCACACCAAAACCACCACUAGUGACUCACACUGCGACUCAUAAGCUCGAGGUGAGACAGGAAGAAGAAACUCACCUUGAAUGAGGCUCCAGCUUAGAUAGAAGUUUAUUUAAACCCCUGAGCAUCAUACUGUAUUAUCUCCGUGAGUUAUGGCACAUACAGACUUUAAAGAUGUUAGAGAACGUGUUGGAGGAGAGGGUAAACUCAAGUCGUAGGAUGGAGAGUGGAAAGUUGGUUAACGAUAUGUUCAGUGGGUGAAAGUGACGCCACAGAUGAAGGCUCGGGACACAGAAGUUUGCUGAAAAUCUCCUUUCUAAAACUCCGAUUAUGAAGUGUUUGCUUUUCCAUAAAGACAGAAUUACAGUAUAUAACAACCCCCAUAUUUAAAAAAGGCAAACUUGAAAACACACAAUCACUGCAGUAUUCUCAAAAUGAGAGCAACACUUUUGUGUCCUGUUAAUUUAUUUAAAUUUCCUCUUCUUUGUUGACAUGAGCAGCUCGUCGGUCCGUCACCAGCACUUACAGCAAAUUCAAACUUUGUAGCUCCUCAUACGUAAAGAGUACAGGGCUGUGCGUAUAACAUGCUGCAUAGAAUCACAAUAUAAAAGAUGUGUACAGAAAAAUAUAUUGACAACACUUACAAAUGCUUUUUUUAUUUAAAAUAUACAUCAUCCAACAUGCAGUAAGUACGGAAGAUCAUUUCAGCUGAGAAAAGAAAAAUACAUGACGAGUUAUUUUGAUAAAAUAAAAAUAUUUAUGUAAGUCAAAAUUGAGAUACUGUGUCAAAACUUUGAUUUUAUAUUAAGAAAUAGUGACUCACAAUUUUGACUUAGUAUCUAAACAUUUUAACUUCGUUUUGAGUUCAUUUCUAAAAAAUUUGACCUAACUCAUUUUGAUCGAAUAACUUAUAUUUUUUUGAUUUAGCAUCUCAAAGUUUUGACUUAGUGUCUAAAAAUUUAACUUGAUAACUCAUCAUUUUGAAGAAUUUGACUUGGUCUUCAAACAUUUUGACUUAACUGAUAAUUUUGACUCAGUAUCCAAACAUUUUGACUUAAUAACUCAUAGUUUUGACUUUGUAUCUAAAGAUUUUGAUUUAGCAACUCAAAAUUUACUUUGACUUAGUACCUGUAACAGUGACUCAAUAACUCAUAAUUUUGAUUAAGUAUCUAAAAAUUUUGACUUAAUAACUCAUAGUUUUGACUCAGUAUCUAAAUAUUUGGACUUACUCAUAAUUUUGACUUAGUAUCUAAAAAUUUUGACCUAAGAACUAAUAAUUGGGAAUUACUAUCUAAAAAAUUGGACUUAAUAAGUCUUAAUUUGACUUAGUAUCUACACAUUUUUACUUAAAAACUCAUAAUUUUGAAGUUAGUCAUAAUUUUGACUGAGAAUCUAAAUUUUUUUACUUAAUACCUCAUAAUUUUGACUUUGCGUCAGGACAUUGACGUAAUAAUUCAUAGUUUUGAUUUCAGAAUUCAUCAUUUUUACCAAUCUUAUCAUUUUGACUUAAAAACUCAUAAUUUCAAUUUAAUAACUCAUUAUUUUAGCCUUAGUACCAGAACAUUGACCUAAUAACUCAUACUUUGGAUUUCACAACUACAAACUUAGAUUUAAUAACUUUUGAAUAAGUAUCAAAACAUUGACUUAGUAACUCAUAAUUUUUACUAAAUAUCUCAUAAUUUGUACCUACCACAGUCUGUGUCAAACUAUGAUGACUUACUGAGAUUUUUAAUAUUAAUAAUAAUAGUAAGUCAUCAUAAUUUUGACCAUUGAUUUGUUUCAUCAUACAUAUUUUUUUUUUUAAUCGUUCCUUCUUGUUUUGGUAGAAAUGGUCUUCCAUAGAAAAUAUGUGCUUCUCUUUAACUCAUAGUUAAUUGUUCCCUCCGUGUUAACAGCAAUAGAUUCAGUUUGAGUGAAUUAAUCCUAUGUAACAUCCAGAGCCACAAAGUCUGUUUUUAAUCCAACAGUGCCAAAGUAUUUAUUGUUAUAAUGCAUUAAUUCAACCCUACAGUUUUAUAAUAACAGCAAUCCCAGAAUCACCAGCUGAACCAAAGCAGGUCAUGACACAUAAACAGAUGCAGUAUAUUGAAAAACAAAAAAAAUAUUACUCAGCAGCUUUUAAUCUUUAAUGUGCUCAGAUACCUCGUAACAUUUAAACACUCCGAAAACAAAAACAGCAGUGUCAGUAUUAAACUCCAGAAACAAGCUGCCUGUGUGAGACGUUACCUUCUGACUUAUUUUCUUCUCGUGAGAUUUGUGAAAAAUAAGUAAAAUAUAGAAUAAAAACAGACUAACAACAACAUAUCUAACUUUUAGCGCACGUCACGUAGUAAACUAAAUUUAGGUUUGUUAAAAAGCUACUAGAAAUCAGUGUACACGCUGACUUGUGCUUUUAUGCAUCAUUUAUACAAGGCCUAAAAUAUAAACAGGUUUCAAAGCUAUAACGUUGAAUUGCACAGCAGACGUGUAAAUUCAUGACGUUAAAUAUUCCUCAGAUUGUGUUCAUGAGACGUCUCAGAAGUAAGAAACGACAGAAAGUUGAUAAAGCUGAAGUUUGGUUUACAUUUUUUAUUUUUAAAAAAUGCUAAUCAUUGGUUGCUGCUUCUGCUUUUACAGCUCGGCUUCAUGUUUAACGCUGACUGACGUCUUCGCCCUCUGAGAGCAGAGUGAAUAUCUGUGGUGUGAUUCAGGAGUGUUUUAAUAUUAGUGGCACUUCUUUAUCUUUAUUUAUGUUCACCUGGCGAGGUGGAAUAAAUGAAUGUAAACUGACAGGAACGCUCUGAUUUAUGAGCGUCAGAGCAGCUUCCCCUGUUUGACGUAUUACACAUGUGACGAAAUUAUCAUGUUAUAGAUUAUAUCUUAAAGUCAAAGGGAUCUGCACAAUUUAGGCGUGAAAAAUAUGGAAGCCCAGAGGACACUUUAUUAAAAUGAUAACGUAAACUUGAAAAUUAAAAUGCAAUCCCACAAUUUUCCACAUUUGUCUGUGUUAUUUUAGUAAAAAUAAAAAUCAAAAUGUAAUAAUUCAAUUUGCAUUUUCACAUCUGCGUAUGGGCAUUCUGUGAGUGCAUUAAAAUGAAAAUGGAAAAAAAAAGUUUGACAUUUAAGUUUUAAAGAUUUCACUGCUGUACAGUCAACAAUAUAUAAAUGUUAAAUUAAAUUUUAAAAAUUUAAAAUGCACUAUAAACAGUAUAACCUGAUUUUCUAUUUAUACGAUUCUAUUUGUAAAUAAUUUUUAUAACAAUUUGAAAAUAGUAUUGAUUAUAAAACUAACUGUAAGCAUAAUUUAUUAAGUAAUACAGAAAGUAAAUGGGUGAAAAACAAACCACAACAAUAAAGAUAAAAAACAACAAUAAAACGGUUAAGAGAUGUUGACAGUUAUCUGCCCUCAAGACUGCACUAAGGCAAAUUAAAUUAUAAAUUAAGGAUAAAAGAAUAAAAUAACCCAAUGACAAUAUAAUAUAACAACAUUAAUAAUUAAAUUAAACAUGAUGAAAAUAAAACAGUGUGCUAAAAUUAAUACAAUAGAUAAAAAAUGAAAAUGGCAUUUGACAUUUAAUUUUCAUAAAGUUAACGUGCUGUACAGUCAGAUACAACUCUGAAAAUUACAUGUCAAAUAGCUUGUUCAUUUUCAUUUUAAUAUGGUCAUAGAACGCCCAAACAAGAAUGAAAAUUAAAAUUGGUUAUUUUUUUUGCUAAUAUAAGAUACAUAUGUAGAGAACUUUAAUGCUACUGUGGAAUCACGUUUUUUAAUUUUCAAGUUUGACAUUAUCAUUUAAACAACGUCCUUCAUGGGCCUCCAUACAAACUGAAGCAUUAAAAGGGAAAUCUGGUCUGAACAAGACGACGUGUCCGAAACACUCUGCAGCUCCUCAGCUCAUUAUUUAAGUCAGUGCUGAUCCCCAUCUCUCGUGUGUUCCCUGAUCCAAAUGGGUAUUUAAAAGAUAUAAUGAAGGAAUCAGUGCUUUAUUAAAUGAGCUGGCUUUUAUUCAAACAUGUGUCGUCAAUAAUAAAACUUCUGUCAUGUUUGAGAUGUUUGUCUGUUAUUUUAAACCCACUUUCUUUUUGGGUGAGUAAUUAGAUUAUGUUUGUUGUUGUUUUUGUCUUAUUUUCCAUCAUAAUUGCAUUAAACCUCAUCUGGAGACCUUUAA
Epinephelus lanceolatus (giant grouper) is the source of this 5914-nucleotide messenger RNA. RefSeq names its product Rab interacting lysosomal protein-like 1 (gene rilpl1). Gene Ontology annotation, molecular function: protein dimerization activity; small GTPase binding; dynein light intermediate chain binding. Gene Ontology annotation, biological process: cilium assembly. NCBI's taxonomy places the organism in Eukaryota, Metazoa, Chordata, Actinopteri, Perciformes, Serranidae. The record is from RefSeq and is a predicted model, not a curated record. Gene Ontology annotation, cellular component: ciliary basal body; cytoplasm.